GUGUAGGUGAAGAAUUUUACCUGAACCUGGGCGACUGUUCUGAUUGGUGUAGAGAGCUGUCACUCACCCGCAGGCUGAGGGCGCACCCUGAGACUGAGGACACAGACGGGUUUCGAUGCAUCUGAGCGUCGGGCGCUAGUCGUUCGUCGCGUCCUUUAAAAGAAGAAAAAACAUCCAAAAAACAAAUCAUUAACGGGUGGUUUUGAAGCAGAUUCGUUUUAACUAUGGAGAGAAUCAUUUUGUCUUUGGCUGCGGCGUGUCUAGUUAUAUCCAGUGUUGGUGCUCUCACAGUGCAAAUCCCAAAGCCUACAUUUGAGUUUGCACGGGGUGACAACAUCUCAUUACCCUGCACAUUCAAAUCUAGUUUGGCGGCCCCCUCGCUCAUUGUCGUCUCAUGGUCUGUUGAGGCUGUGGAAGCUGAGGCAGAGGAGACCCUGAUCCUUACCCACUACUUUCCCACUGGAACUACAGACAUCAAGGCCAAGUAUGAAGGCCGGGUAGCACUUGACUUUGAUCUUCGUGCUGGAAAGGCCAACUUAAAACUGUCUUCCAUCACGCUAGAAGACAACAAAUUGUUUGAGUGCCGUGUCCAGAUUCCAAGUGAUGAUGAAGGCGAACCAUAUGACACAACCCGCUUGGUGGUUCUGGUGGCUCCAUCUACGCCCAUCUGUGAGAUCCAGGGAAAGGCAGAAUAUGGCCAGAACAUCAACCUGACCUGUCGUUCUGAGGAAGGCUCCCCUCCACCCACCUAUAAGUGGGAAGAUCGGGAUGUAAACAACAUGCCUCGUGUUAGAGACCCUAGAACUACUGACAAGGAUGGUAUCCUGUCUCUGUACAACAUCACCAAAGAAACCUCCGGAUAUUAUAUCUGCACCUCAGCUAACAAAAUCCGCUCUGCCUCCUGCAAUGUGACCCUCUCUGUCAUGCCACCUUCCAUCAACUUUGGUUCGACUGCACUAAUUAUUGGAAUAGUUGCUGCUGUGUUGAUUCUUCUCAGCAUUAUCACCUUUUUAUGCUGCCGCCACCAAAAGAGGAAGAAGCAGCAGCAGCAGGAGGAGUACACCAUGGGUGUUAAUAAGGACGAAUACACUGACAAAGAAGACAACCCUAGAAAUGGAGAGAGUCGUCAGCCCGACGGGGAAGAAGACAGGAGCCGUGACCACUAUGAAGAGAGGAGUGAGCGCGGCUAUGACGGUCGUAGGGAUCAUGACGACCGCCGCAGUGACUACGACGAUCGUCGCAGCGACUACACAGACCGCCGCAGUGACUACGAUGACCGUCGCAGCGACUAUACUGACCGCCGAAGAGAUUACGACGAUAGGCGCAGUGACUACAGUGAUCGACGUAGCGACUAUGAUGACCGCAGAGACAAAGACAGGUACAGCGAUCGCAAUGAUAAUCGUCGUUAUGACGAUGACAGGCGGUACAGAGAUGAUGACCGUUACGAUGAGCCCUACGAUGACAAACCACCUGUGCCCAACAAUAAACCCCAACGAAGGGAUUAGGAUGACUAAAGACCCCAGUCCGCACCCAUCACUGACCCUAAUCUUUCACAGUACACCUAUGGUGUGCCUCGAUUGUUUCAUAAACGUAAUUGCCUCAUCGUAACAUAGUUAUCAAUAAUAUAUGCUUUUCCUUUAUAAUUAUAUAACCCUGCCAUUUGUUUAGGGCAGGAGAUUUGGGAGCAUCACU
Cynoglossus semilaevis (tongue sole) is the source of this 1692-nucleotide messenger RNA. Its product is annotated as cell surface A33 antigen-like. Gene Ontology annotation, cellular component: plasma membrane. Bases 225 to 1505 code for a protein of 426 amino acids. The transcript has 7 exons. The record is from RefSeq and is a predicted model, not a curated record. Lineage: Eukaryota; Metazoa; Chordata; Actinopteri; Pleuronectiformes; Cynoglossidae.